Molecule: messenger RNA, 1147 nt
Organism: Physella acuta
Lineage: Eukaryota; Metazoa; Mollusca; Gastropoda; Physidae
Source: RefSeq, a predicted model, not a curated record
ACAUUAUAGCUUGAACAUGUGUGAAGACUUGUUUUCUGUUCUUUUAAGUGGCUUGUUGGUGAAAAGAAACUAUUCCAUUGAAGUCAAAACUAUAAACAGAGAGUUUGAAAGCGAUUUGACUGUUGAAAAACCGCUAUUUGUAAGGGCUAAAGCUCCCAUCUUCAAGGAGCCUGAUGAAGGGCGAAAAAUAAUACAAAUAUCAAAUCCGAGUGCAACUACAGUAGAAGUUUAUACUUGCACAAAGUGUGUAACAGAUGAGAGUCAGGGCAGAAUACAAGAUCUAUUGCUUAUUGUAUGUGGAGGAAACUCAUACUGUUACAUUACUGAGAAAAAGAAAAGAUCAGCAAAUUUGGAAUGGAAGUACGAAACGUGGUCGAAAUCAAAGAAGUACGGAUUCAGUAUAGGCUAUCGUGCAACACCGUUACAGUGGCUGGAACAGCUAAAAGAUGCACAAGAAGGCUACGCCCCGUAUACCGUUGGGAGUAACACAAGCUGCAGUCUUGAGGAUAAUGACGUCUGUAAUGGACCAUUGCCACCUAACACGAAGAUAAGGGUCUUUGUUUGAGUUUGCAACAAUGCUGGCUGCAAUGAAGUUUCCUCUGAAUCUUUGGUAACGUUAGGCAAUAAUAACGAUGUUGAAAGCGUAGGACUGGGUAUUGGCAUAGGCCUCGGUCUGCUGUUUCUAAUUAUCAUAAUUACUGGAAUUAUUAUUAUUUAUAAACAACGAAAGCUGAACCGAAAUAAAAACAAAAGAAAAAUAAACCAGUACAAUAUUGUUAACAAAACAUAUAAAGAGGAUCAUCAGUAUAGUGAGGUCAAUGAUACUAAUUGGCGCGCCUCACACAACAGUGAAUCCGAUGCGGUUAACAGAACGGUGAACAUGGACAAUGUCUAUGUCUAUGACCUAGCACCAAACUAUCAAUUGGGAAAAUAUGAAACUUCACAAUGAAAUAGCCUUAUGAAUAUUUUCUAACAAGACUAAGUACAAUAAAAUAAUAUUGAAAUCGAAACUUAAUGGCCACUGUCAGAAUUACGCUUGGUUGAAAAACAUAUUUUUGGACUUAUUUUUGGACUUUCGAUUUGAUUUUCGCUUUUUUCAUGUUGCUUACAGCCUUACAUUUAAAAUUUGUGUUUAGGUUUAGAUAUU